AUGCUGCGCACAGUCACCGGUGCGACGCUCGUGCAGCUCGGGUGCGGCGUCGUCAACGGCUUCAUCAGCGUCCUCGCGACCCUCGAUACGGCUUUCUACGCCAACCCGCUCGACGGACGCACCUUGCAUGCCUACUACGUGGCCAUGGGCGUCUUUGCGCUCGGCGUCCUCCUCGUCGGCGUCGCCUACUCAAAGCUCUCACCAUCGCGCUGGGUCGGGCUCGGCGCCGCCUUGGUCGCGUUAGGCUACGGCCUCACGGCCAUUGGACGGUGCCCCGACCGCUUCUUUGGUCUCUGCGGUGGGCUCUUGGCAGCUGCAUUUGGCGUUGGCUCGGUCGCCGGCUCGAGAACGCUCUCCCCAGCGACCACCUCGAUCGGGCGAUCGAGCGCCUUUUUGGCCGUUGGCGGCGGCGUCACUGCCGUCCUGCUUCUUGGCUGCGCCUGCUUGUACGUAGAGCCGCCCAUGACGCCGCCACUCGACGCGCCCAUGCCCGACGACGAGCCGCCAUUGACACCAAAGUCGCCGUUCUCACCCAACACAGCGCUCUCGCCGCCCGAAAGCGACGAGUGUGCAUCGUCGACGGUAUCGUCGGGGUCGUCGCCGCUUGUGUCGCUGGACAACAUGGCGUUGCUACUGCUCGUCUUUGGCUACGUCGUGUACGGCGUCACGAUGCUGCCUCGGUACCCGCUCCUCCUCCUCACCGUGUUUGGUCAAACGAGGGACGCAGCUUCGCGCAUCAUUGUCACAUUUGGCGUCUACAGUAUCCUCGGGCGUCUCGUUGGCGGUGGGCUCGCCGAUGCGCUCAGCGUAUGCAUCGCGCCGCCCUUUGCGCGCAAGCUGCUGCUUCUCAUUGCCCUUGUCGCCCAAGUACUCUUACUCUACAAGCUGCCCGAGACGCUACAGGACCGCGACCUUGGACGGUUUGAAGGCUACGUCCGCGGCCUCAACGUCUGCUUUGGCAUCGGGUUUGGUAUCUUCCCGUCGUUUGCCCGCGUGCUGUUUGGGGCCCGCGUCUUUGCGAAAGCGUACAGCGGCGUCGUGCUGGCGUGGGUCGCUGCGCUCCUCAUCGGUGGUCUCUGCUUUGGCGCCUCGUUGGAGUCGCGCUACUUUGUGCAGCGCCAGCCAAUUGUCCAAGUCUACGACGCCAACUUUGCCUGGCUCCGUAUCCUUACGCUUCUCGGGCUGCUGGCCGGGCUCUUUGUCCGGACCAAUCCCCAAGACCGGUUCGCAUCCGACGUCAAGUACCAAGUGAGCGUCUGCGGCCGGCCGCUGCUUCGCUGCGGUGUCACCAAGCCGGACCACAUGGCGUAA
This is a messenger RNA of Saprolegnia parasitica CBS 223.65, 1311 nucleotides long. RefSeq lists its product as hypothetical. NCBI's taxonomy places the organism in Eukaryota, Oomycota, Saprolegniomycetes, Saprolegniales, Saprolegniaceae. The record is from RefSeq and is a predicted model, not a curated record. The coding region runs from base 1 to 1311 and encodes 436 amino acids. The transcript is spliced from 2 exons.